Molecule: messenger RNA, 1230 nt
Organism: Thlaspi arvense
Lineage: Eukaryota; Viridiplantae; Streptophyta; Magnoliopsida; Brassicales; Brassicaceae
Source: the annotation of a GenBank genome assembly
AAACAAAAACAAAAACUCACACAAUAUUCAGGAAUCCAGCAAAGGUGCAACAAACAAAAAGUUGACUUUCAAAUUCCUUAUAAAUUCAUCACCAAACACAUUUCAAAAUUAACCAAAACACAAGAAACAACAAAUAUAAAAAAAAAAACAAUGUCGACUUCUAAAACCAUAACCUAUACUCUCUUCAUCGCAACACUAGUCGCGUCCUGCAACGCAGCCGCAAACAACACAACGCAACAGCACUUCCCAGCGAUUUUAAUCUUCGGCGAUUCAACCGUCGACACAGGGAACAACAAUUACCCAUUAAACACAAUCUUCAGAGCUACACAUCUUCCUUACGGCAUUGAUCUCCCAGACCACAAAGCUACCGGAAGAUUCUCAAACGGAAAACUAAUCCCCGACAUACUCGCUGCCAAAUUCAACAUCAAACAGUUUGUUCCUCCAUUCUUACAACCAAACCUCUCCGACCAAGAGAUUGUAACCGGAGUCUGUUUUGCAUCAGCCGGUGCGGGUUACGAUGACAAAACCAGUCUCUCGACACAAGCGAUACGUGUCUCGUAUCAACCCACGAUGUUCAGGAGUUACAUUGCUCGCCUCAAGAGUAUCGUAGGAGACAAGAAAGCUAUUGAGAUUAUAAACAAUGCUUUGGUGGUUGUAAGUGCAGGGACUAACGAUUUCAUCUUGAAUUUUUACACCAUUCCUACAAGGCGUCUUGAGUACCCUUUCAUCUCUGGUUACCAAGAGUUUAUACUUAAGAGGCUUGACAAUUUCCUCCGGGAGCUUUACAGUUUAGGUUGUCGGAACAUUGUUGUCGCAGGUUUACCGCCGAUUGGUUGUUUACCGAUCCAAAUGACAGCUAAAUUCCGCAAUAUCCGAAGGUUUUGUUUGGAACAAGAGAACAAAGACUCCGUUACAUACAAUCAGAUUCUUCAGAAGCAGUUAGCUCAGACCGAAGCAUCUCUUACAGGAAUCAAGAUCCUUUACGCCAAUAUCUAUGAUCCUAUAAAGGACAUGAUGCAGAAACCUAGCAAAUACGGGUUUAAAGAAACAAAGAGAGGAUGUUGUGGAACAGGCUCAUUGGAGACGAGCUUCAUGUGUAAUGCUCUCUCUCCGACGUGUCGGAAUCACUCCGAAUUUUUGUUCUUUGACUCGAUUCAUCCAUCAGAAGCUACUUAUAAUUACGUCGGUGAUUUGCUCGACAAGGAUAUCCGUAACUGGAUUGCAGCUUAA